CCACUCCACGCCCACACGUCGCAUUCUCCCCCUUUCGUUGUCUUUCCCCGUCCCAUUCCCUCCGCUCCCCACUCCGCAGCAGUUCCGCACCGACGCCCUCGCCCUCACCCUCCCCAAAGCCCUAACCGCUCGCCCGCUCCGCCGCCAUGAGGUCCAAGGCCAACGGAGACACCGCGUUCAAGGCCUCCGGCAAGAACAAGACGGCCACCGGCGGCGUCGCCAAGCCGAAGCGCGCCCCCACCCCCUUCUUCGCCUUCCUGGCUGAGUUCAGGCCACAGUACAUGGAGAAGCACCCCGAGGCAAAGGGCGUCGCGGCCGUCACCAAGGCGGCUGGGGAGAAGUGGCGCAGCAUGUCGGAUGAGGAGAAGGCAAAGUAUGGCGGCAAGAAGGCAGAUGCCCCAGCAAGCAAGGCGGUGAACAAGAAGGAGAGCACUAGCUCCAAGAAGGCCAAGACUGACGCUGACGAAGAAGGUUCUGACGUUGAGGAUGAUGGCGAGGAGGACGAGGAGUAAAUAGUAGAUGAGGGAACAGCAGUGGUGCAAAUCAGCGUUUGCUGCUUAGGGUUUAGCUUGCCAUGUCGAUGUCCUCAUUAUGUAAUAUGUAAGGAGAAUGUUUAGAUGCGUACUCCUGGGCUGUGGCAUGCUAGAGAUGUCUCUGUUUGACUAUUAGCGAAGAAAAGCUUAAAACCCUUGACUGCUUUUCUUUCUUGGACUUCCACAGCAUGUGGAAACAGUCAUUAUGUUGGCUUGCUAUUAAUCGCGUUAUGUCUUGUGUUCUCCUUUCA
Messenger RNA from Triticum dicoccoides, 784 nucleotides. Its product is annotated as DNA-binding protein MNB1B-like. The coding region runs from base 147 to 512 and encodes 121 amino acids. Lineage: Eukaryota; Viridiplantae; Streptophyta; Magnoliopsida; Poales; Poaceae. The transcript has 7 exons. The record is from RefSeq and is a predicted model, not a curated record.